AUGAUCCGAACCGCACCUAUCCAUAAUCCUCGUAUUCCGUUUGUCGUCGCUGCUCUUGCUUCUCCAUCCCUUAGAACGUGCCUUUCGUUCUCGCGCAAGAAUCCAGGCGUGCGGGUGUCAGGCAGGUUAAGCGCUACCAGAGGAGCAGAAAGAAAGCGAGGUGUUUCUUGCUUCUCGGGUACAAGAGUAUUUUCCUCCAUGGCGCAAGGGCAGCAAGUUGCGGGUAUUGCGGACGAUCGUGUCAGCCUUGGCGAUGACGCGUCGUCGCGCAUCCAGCUCUACUCUUUCGCCACUCCCAAUGGCAUGAAGGUGAGCAUCGCUCUGGAGGAGAUGCAGCUGCCAUACGACGCGCACAUGGUGAACAUAAUGAAGGGCGAGCAGUUCAACCGGGAAUUCAUUGCAAUCAACCCCAACAACAAGAUCCCUGCCAUCGUGGAUCCCAAGGCAGGCCCAGGUGGCACCCCUUUGAAGAUAUUUGAGAGCGGGGCGAUCCUGCUGUAUCUGGCGGAGAAGUCGGGCAAGUUUCUGCCGCAGGAUGCCGUGCAGCGAUGGGAGACCAUUUCCUGGCUCUUCUUCCAAGUGGGCGGCGUUGGUCCCAUGUUCGGCCAGUUCGGCAUGUUUUACAAGUUUGCACGGGAGCAGUGCGACCACCCGUACCCCCUGCAGCGCUACACGGAGGAGACGCGGCGGCUGCUGGGGGUGCUGGAGAAGCGGCUGGAGGGGAGGGAGUUCCUGGUGGAUGCGGGGUACACCAUUGCUGACAUGGCCACCUUCCCCUGGGUCAACUCGCUGCAGGUGUUUUACAAAGCGGAUGACCAGCUGCAUCUGUCGUCCUAUCCUCGGGUUUUGGAGUGGAAGGAUCGUUGCAUGGCGCGCCCUCUCACAGCCAAGGGCAUGCUCGUCUGCUCUGUUGGGCUGAGAUAG
Closterium sp. NIES-65 is the source of this 924-nucleotide messenger RNA. Lineage: Eukaryota; Viridiplantae; Streptophyta; Zygnematophyceae; Desmidiales; Closteriaceae. The record is from the annotation of a GenBank genome assembly.